This is a messenger RNA of Pteropus alecto (black flying fox), 1363 nucleotides long. RefSeq names its product chromosome unknown C4orf47 homolog (gene CFAP96). The transcript has 8 exons. Gene Ontology annotation, cellular component: centrosome. NCBI's taxonomy places the organism in Eukaryota, Metazoa, Chordata, Mammalia, Chiroptera, Pteropodidae. Bases 194 to 1126 code for a protein of 310 amino acids. The record is from RefSeq and is a predicted model, not a curated record.
GGAAGCGUUUGCGCGAGGGUGACUUGCAGACCUCUUUGUUCUUGCAGCUGGGUAAACCCGGACUGUAGCUGAGAUGGUCUGAUCUCAGUUGUCGGAUUGGGUGCUCUUCGGAGAGGAUUUAGCUAUAAAAGAAGUAGUCUUAAGAAACCUUUUGAAGUUACCUCUAUAGAGAACAUCACCGCAAGAAGCAACCAUGCCUGCAGAAAUUGGGAAAACUGAUAUGGAGAGGAUUGGCCUCUUCAGUGAAAUGGAAUAUAUUACUGUUGGUGAUAAAUAUGUGACACAAUUUAAUCGACCCUUUAAUGAAGCUGCAAGCAAAAAUAAACAGAUGCUACCUGGGGGAUCCAAAGAAAUGUCAGAUCUCCAGGCAGGUUAUUUUGACCCCCAUUUUGUAAGGAUAUUUGAAGGUGAAAGCUACGUAAGUCUGAAUCAAGUGAGGAGACGGCAUAUGAUGGAAGAAGCCAAAAAAAAUCUAGGCAAAGCCUUCCUCCCUAGUAAUGGAGAUAAAAAGCCAUCUGGAUUAGGAAGCUAUUAUGGAACAAUAGGUGGACCAAUCCCAUUCUUCAGUGCACAGUCAAAACCCAGAGAAAAAUAUGAGGCACCUGGAAAGAAUUUAUAUACAAACCCAGGAAAGAAAGGAACUGGAUAUGGCUAUGCAAAUGUUACCAUAGGUAAACAGUUUUCACACUCUGCUGAUUUCUACGAUGCACCAAAACUAAAUUAUAAGAAAGAGAAUGAAGAACAUCAUCGUUUACUUAAAGGGACACCUUUCAAGUUAAAUCUUUACCCAAGUGAAUAUUUUGAUGCUAAUCCUUAUUUGUUUGGGAAAACUUUACCACCAGUUAAAAAAGUAGAGAAGAAAGAAUUACUUGGAAGCCCUUUUAAGCCUUCUUCUCCUGGUAAAAAGGCUGGUGGAAUGAAGGCAGGAACAUUUGAACCUUAUCCUUCACAUUCUGCUGACCCUUAUGUGGUUAAAUUGGCAAGCCAGGCUACCAGCAAAGGUGCUAAGGUAUUCCACCCACCAGGUGGACCGAAAAGCAGACCAGUUCAAAGUAUAAUGACUUUGAAUGUCAAAAGGACACUAAAUAUGAAGAACUACAAGACUGCUUCAGUACAGUCCUAUUAGCAUCUGGAAGACAAAUGGCUUUCUAGAUCCUGACUACCAUUAAUUCAUUAUCAACUGCUAAUUAUUUGAAAAAUAUAAGAUGUUAUGGAACAGAUAGGUCAAGCAUUUAAAAGAAAUUUACUACUACUAACCUAAUACUCUACCUUGUUUUAGUACUAUUACUUAAGGAAUAAACAGUGUUUAACAUAUAAUUACUGAUCUGUGUUUCUGAGGAGAACAUGAUGUUUAGAAAUUUUA